Styela clava is the source of this 3435-nucleotide messenger RNA. Lineage: Eukaryota; Metazoa; Chordata; Ascidiacea; Stolidobranchia; Styelidae. The record is from RefSeq and is a predicted model, not a curated record.
CACGUGGUGGCACUGCAGGGCAAAACUUUACUAGGGGACCAUCAUUAUAUUAGUCGUUGGGGAUCACAGUUGACCUCGAGCAUGUACAGAUGUAUGGAUAGUUCGUCAUCAGCCAUGGCUGCUGUUUCUGCUACACAAGAUCUAUGUGCUUAUCAUCGUCAUUCUUGCUCCAGGCCCAGGUAUCAAACUUAUAAAUUUUGUGCUCAGCAUGUGUUGGAGGAUGAGUCAUCUCCUUUUACAUCAUGUGAAUAUAUAUCAAGAUCAAGUGGCAGAAAAUGUCCGAAUCCAGCUCUUCGACCAAGACGUACAAGCAAUCUGCCUUCAUUUUGUGAUGAGCAUCUACGAGAUUUAAUUGCAAAAGAACAACAUCAAAAGCAAAAGAGGAAGACUAAGAAGCGGAGAAAAGCAGGGAAGAUUAAAAACAAGUACCUAAAUGUCAUAGAUGCAAAAAGACGAAAACUUAUCGGGCAGAUCACAAAUAUUGGACAGGAUUCUGUAAAGGUUGAGGACGGUUCAGAUUCAGACACAGAAAUAGUUCAUAGACCAAUAACAGAUGAUUGGAAACUAGAAAACUCAGAAGAUUUAGCCAACAAUGCUGAUUGGGAUGAUUUUGAUCCUGUCAAUAAUGAAGUUUAUGAGCCAUUGAGAUAUGCUAAUGUUCUCACACCUGAAGAGGUUGUAGCAACAGCACAAAGUAAAUUGAUUCGAUUGCAGUCUCUUUAUAUCGAACAAUUCAAGAGACUUUUCCAUCUACUUAAAGAGAGAAAAAGACAGUAUCUGCAUGAUUUGAAAAAAGAGAUGAAAGAGGAGAAAAUAUCUGGUGCAGCAUCGCUCACUGAGAUAGAAAAUAUUGAAGGUAUGGAUGAUGAUGAGGUAUACGCCUUAGCAACAUAUAGAAAGAGAACUGGAGUUGAAGUGCUUUUGAGGAAAAAACAACAAAAGCGCAGGAUUGAAAGUAGCAUAGCAUCGACUGAGUUUCCAAUAAAGUCCUCACCAAAAUCCAGAUGUUCCCAUGCAUCUAAUAAUACUAGAUGUAAAUCUACAUGUCUACCAUACACAAAGUAUUGUUCAGCACAUAUAUUGGAAGAUCCACACCAGCUUUUGUAUAAAAAGUGUCAAACAGAUCAAUGUCAGACCCCUGUUUGUUUUUUGUUGGCUCGAGAUUAUGAGAUUGAAUCUAAUACUGAUGAUACGCAACCUGAAAAAGUGUUCUAUUGCACUCUUCAUGCUCCACUACCAGAAAUGAAUUUUAGUUUUAUAUUGGAGAAAGAUAAGGAACAAAAUAUGGAAGUUGCUGUUACAAACUCACCUAAAGCAGCUGCAGAUCAACUUAAUGAAUUAUUGUCUGAAAAGGCAGAUGAAAAUCACGAAGUCGAAGCCAUGGAGAUUGACAUUGUUUCAUCUGAUAUUUCAUCAAUGCCAAUUUCAAAUUUUGUUCAAGAGGUUAUCAAGUUUGGAACUAUUGAGAAUAAGGUUGAAACUAGUGAGGGACAGGAAACUGUGGUGCAGAAUGAAUCUGGUGAUCAAUCAAGCGCAAAUGCAGAUCCCAAAAACGAGGAAGACAUCAAAGAAGACACAAAUAAAAGCAUAGUUUUAAAAACUGAAAUGUCUUCAAAUGAUAUUCAAAAAGACUUGAAUGUGAGAUUAGAAAGUACAGAAACCAUUUCCUCUACUCAAUCAUGUAAACCGAUGGAACAGGGUACAAUUUCAGAUGCACCAAAAGCUUCAAUCAUGGAUCUUACCCAACCUACUGAAGAGAAGCCCACUAUGCUUGAAGCUGAAGAUAUUAACACUUUACCUGUAUCCCAAGGUGAUGAUAAUUUACCAUCUAAAAGUGAAAGUAACCAUAACUCAUUGCUGGAGCAAAAAUCACCAAAGGAAAUAGAACCCCCAAGUUCAGGAGAAAUUGAAAAUUCUGGAAACACCAAAGCAGCAUCAGAGUCCAAACUUGACUUAUUGCCAUCUGAAAACUCUAAUGUGCCUGUGCUCUCAGCUUCAGAAGACCAAAAUAUUGUGACUGAUGUAGGAAGCAAUGAUGACCAACUUGCCGAAACAUCAGACAACUAUGAUUCCGUUGCAUUACCGAAAAGGUCUGAACCUGACAGUGAAUCAUUAAUAACAAAUUUAACAGAUAAAAUACCUUUAGAACAAAUUGCUGAAGUAGUUGCAUCAUUGCCCGUGGUUUUGAAGCGUAAAGUCAAACCAAUGCAAACUACCUCGUCUUUGCUUCCUAGUUCAUCAAACAAUUCACAACAUGAUACUCCUUUGACCUCUGUGGGAGAUGAUUUUGGUAUGGAACAUCGAAAUGUAGCUAAAGAUGAGGAUAAUAUUACCACCGUUGGUGAGGUGCCAGUAACAAAAACCGAUGAUGCCCGCACUGUAUUGGAUGAAGAACCUAAAAAUCCACAAAGAUGUGACAUACCACCAAGCAAAUUGGAAGGAUUUGUGACAUCAAAGGAGGUAAAGCCAAUUGAAUCGGAUUUAGAUAUUAAUAUUCCCAACAAAGAUUCAGCGUGUAAUCUUGAACAAGCUGAAGAUUCAGAUGAAAUUAUGAGAUCACAUCUUCCAAACAAUGAUAACAAUUGCAGCAAUGAAAACAGUGAUACACAAUUACCCAAGGGAAGUACUGUCAUUCGGCCAGAUGAGCCAUCCACACUGCCUAAAAUUCUCAAACCUGUCUUAUCAUCAUUCAUCGGACACAGAGGAGAAAGAAAACCAUCUAGUGCCGAUGAGGAGGUAGCUGUCGUCUCAUUACUUUCUCUUUGCACGGGUCAUCCCAGUGAUGACAACACACAGUCUAGCUCUAACGAACAAGAGUGACAUCGCUAUGGUUGUAUUUCUGAUUGUUCAACAAAAAUAAAAAUGAAGUGAAAUGAGGGAGUUCAAAUAUGUGGACACAGAGGCCGAAACGAAGUAGUAUUGGUGUCUAAAAGCGAUUUUUUCCACCACGAAAAGAAAAAUAACAAAGAUUCCUAGAUCCACUUCUUGUCCAAUCAAACUAGUGCAUUAGCCACCUUGAUAAUUGGUUUGGAUGAAAACAAGAAUGUAGAAGUGUUAACUAGCCAUCGUAAUUGCGUAAACUUCAGCUACGAAGACCCUAAAUAAUAUUUGAUAAUAUAAAUGUUUUUUUGUACUGAAGUCAAUUUAUAUUCCGGAAGCGGCUCUGACUGGAAGUCAAAAUGGAUUAAAUGACGUGUCGACGAAAGUUCUUAAAUUGUUCAUUUUUCAUCUGCUUCUGGUGAUUAAUCGAUAUUUCCUGAAGAUUAAAUCUGCGGAUAAUAUUCAUGGUUUGCCGCUUCGUAUUGUUUACAAUUUUGCAAAGUAUGCCUUGUGGACAUUGAUCACUUUACCGUAGGGACACCGCACCGUGAGGAUUCCGGCAUAUGCAGCUUACAUACUAGUGGCGAGAAAACGUAUUAAAAGAUAAUAGGGAAU